AUUUUCACCAACAUUUUGGGGAAGUUAAAUUCUUGGUGAGUCUUUUGACAGAUGGGUCAUUGUACAUGGUGAUGGUCUUCUCAGAUUCAAAUUUCAAACCGUAGCGCAUAGCCUCUCUCCAAUUUGCUAUGUGAUGAAGCAACAUAUUAAGAGUUGAGACAACUGGGAAAAUAUGGAGUGCAACAAAGAUGAGGCAGCUAGGGCCAAAGAAAUAGCAGAGAGGAAAUUUUCUGAAAGGGAAUAUGCUACUGCAAAAAAGUUUGCUCUCAAGGCUUUAAAUUUGUAUCCUGCACUGGAGGGUCUUUCCCAGUUUUUGACAACACUCGAUGUUUAUAUCUCUGCCGGGAACAAAAUAAGUGGAGAAAUGGAUUGGUAUGGUAUUCUUGGAGUUAAUCCCUUUGCUGAUGAUGAGACAGUUAGAAAGCAGUACAGGAAGCUGGCUCUCACUCUUCACCCUGACAAAAACAAGUCUUUAGGUUCAGAGGGUGCAUUUAAGCUUGUUUCAGAGGCAUGGAGUUUACUAUCAGAUAAGUUCAGGAAACUAGCAUAUAACCAGAAAAGGAGUUUGCAAGGAUUUCAGCAUAAUGCUCCCAACCAUGUUGGGUCUCAAUCAGAAGCACCCAGUUCAAAUGGUUUUAAAAAUAUUAACAAGAAUGCAACUUCAAAUGUGAGAACUGGAAAUAGAAGUGUUCGGCCACCUUCAACCUCCAUUCCUACUCCACAUAAAAAGGAUGGUACCUUUUGGACUAUCUGUAACCGGUGCAAGACACAUUAUGAGUAUCUCAGGAUUUAUUUGAAUCAUUCCCUUUUAUGUCCAAAUUGUAAUGAAGCUUUUAUAGCUAUAGAGAAAUGUCCACCUCCCAAUGUUGUUAGGUCUUCUAAUUGGUCUUCUCCGCAACAUAAUCAGAAGUCCCGACAUCAUGCUGGAUGGAAUAACUCAAGUAAUCCAGGAAGAACUUGUGCAGUUUCUCAAAACUCACAAUCUGGCGGUUCUUCAGGCAUGACUUAUUUUAAUAACACAAACUUCCAGGGGGUUCCUCACUCAAGAAUGGCUGGCUUUGUUGGCACAGGUGGAUCAUCAUCUGUUGCUGGUGCAAGUUUUAAGCAGCAGUCAAGUGAGAAAAGAAGAGAAUGUGAGGGAGCCGCAUCAAUUGCUGCAUGGCAGAGGACUCAGAUGUAUAACAGAUCUGAUGGUUCUUUUAGUAAUGUUGAAAAACCUAUGAAGAAAAUAAGGGCGGAUGAUACUCACAUGAGCAUGAGAGAUGGAGCAACCAGUUUGGGCUGUUUUCGUGAAUUAGGAAAGGAUGACAUGGGAACAGAAAGGAUUUAUGGUUUUUCAGGUAUUACUAGCAAGAGAGAGUUGUCAAUGUUUGAAAUACGAAUCAUGUUGAUGGAUAAGGCUCGGAUUGAAAUUCGCAAGAAACUUAAAGAAUGGAGAUCUAUGGCUGAAGCUAAGAUUACAAAUAAGGACAAAGGAAAUAAGAGACAAAAGAGCACGUUUAGUGACAAAAUAACUGGUCCAGAGAAGCAUGGAGGUUCCAGUAUUCAUGGUAACAGGCAUGUGGACAGUGAUUCUAUCCCAGUCACAUCUGAUGACACUGUAGAGGAGAACCAAGCUUUUACAAUCAAUGUUCCAGAUUCUGAUUUUCACAAUUUUGACUUGGAUAGAGCUGAAAAUUCCUUUGAGGAGGACCAGGUCUGGGCUGCUUACGAUGAUGAUGAUGGAAUGCCUAGAUAUUAUGCUAGAAUUCAGAAGGUGAUCUCCUUGAAGCCAUUUAGAAUGCGUAUUAGUUGGCUUAACUCUCGAAGCAACAGUGAAUUGGGCCCAAUAGAUUGGAUAGGUUCUGGUUUUUACAAAACUUGUGGGGAUUUCAGGAUUGGCAGGCAUGAAAUAACUGAAUCAUUAAAUUCAUUUUCACAUAAGGUUAGGUGGACAAAAGGCACCAGAGGAGUCGUUCGCAUCUUUCCUGGAAAGGGGCAAGUUUGGGCUCUCUAUAGAAACUGGUCUCCUGACUGGGAUGAAAAUACUCCAGAUGAAGUGAUACACAAGUAUGAUAUGGUGGAGGUGCUUGAAGAUUUCAGCGAGGAGGAAGGUAUAUUAGUUACACCACUUGUUAAGGUUGAUGGUUUUAGGACAGUGUAUCAAAGGCACAGCCAUGAUCAGGUAAGGAAGAUUCCUAAAGAGGAGAUGUUUCGCUUCUCUCAUCAGGUUCCUAAUCACUUGCUUACAGGGCAAGAAGCUCAUAAUGCUCCAAAGGGCUGUCGAGACUUGGAUCCAGCAGCUAACAACACAAGUUAAUGGGGCAUUGGUUGGAAAAUCUAAGGAAGACACAUUGUCCAGUCCACCUGAAAACCAUGCAUCUGGUGAAGGAGUGAAUGCUUCAAAAUCUAGUAGAGCAGUAACGUUAGACGAGGAUGGAAAACAGAGAAAGGAUGAUAGAUGACACUGCACAGUAUAGAAAAGUAAUGCAAAUAGGCUUAGAAAUUGAAUUCAAUAUUGAUUAAAAUACUCUCAUAGGUUACUCUUGAUUUUGUAAGCCUAAAGUACUUUUUGGUGUCAUAAUUGGAUAGAAGGGA
Molecule: messenger RNA, 2577 nt
Organism: Gastrolobium bilobum
Lineage: Eukaryota; Viridiplantae; Streptophyta; Magnoliopsida; Fabales; Fabaceae
Exons: 2
Coding region: 173-2299 (708 amino acids)
Source: RefSeq, a predicted model, not a curated record